This is a messenger RNA of Cercocebus atys (sooty mangabey), 9982 nucleotides long. RefSeq names its product tetratricopeptide repeat domain 37 (gene SKIC3). The transcript has 41 exons. The record is from RefSeq and is a predicted model, not a curated record. NCBI's taxonomy places the organism in Eukaryota, Metazoa, Chordata, Mammalia, Primates, Cercopithecidae. The coding region runs from base 4577 to 9271 and encodes 1564 amino acids. Gene Ontology annotation, cellular component: Ski complex. Gene Ontology annotation, molecular function: protein binding.
AAAAAAAAAAAAACAAAAAAAAAAACCUAAACAAUAGUCUCGGUUUACACGAGGUGAGACUUCAGGGAAGCAAAACCUAGCAUACAUGAAAUAAUAAUACAGCGUGGAAGGUGAUACAAGUGGACUCCCUCAUAAACACAAAUUUGUUUUGAGUUAAUUUGGAAUGUAGGAUGUAUUUUCUACCAUGGUGACAAUAUUGACUGACAUUUGAAUUCAUAAAAGUUAUAUUUAAUUUUGUGUCUGAUUCCAUAAACUGUACUUACUCUCUACAGCCUUGUUUCCACAGGAUAUGCACUCUGAUGACAGAAUUACAAGAAUACAUCUUUUUCUUCUUUCUCCUCUUGGCAGUGUCAAUAGGAGCAGGUGCUGCAGUGAUUUGGAGCAAGACAGAUAUUUUAGAGCCUUAGAGACAUUGUGCUGGAAGAAUCUAAGAGGCUUCUAGUCCUACUUCCCAUCUGACAUUCAGUUUAUCCUAAAUCAUUCCUGCUGAGUGGAUUGUUCAGCCUGUGCUUUUUCAUCUCCAGCGAUGGGAAGCACUUCCACUGAACGCCUCAUUCCACAUUUAAAUAGGUCUCAUUAAAAGUUCCUAUUUUAAGUUGAAGUUAAUCUUCCUCUAUUUUUAACCAUUCAUUAGUUCAUUUUUCUUCACUUUUACAUGGAUAAUCUCUCCCUUUCAACAGUCCUUCCCCUCACUCCCUCUCCACCAUUUAUUUUUUUCCUAGUCCCCAGUUUCUUCAGCUAGUUCUCAUAAUUUCAGGUUCCCUCAUUGUUUUGAUUACUCUUUUGUGAACAUAUAACAUUUUUGCUAAUCAGUAACUAUGCUAUCAGAAAAGGUACUCAGGAGAAUGUAACCAUUUGCCUCACUGCCUACUUCCCUCCCACCGUUUUUCACUCCUGUGUGCUCUCCCCUAGAAUACUGAGUUCCCAAAGCCCUCUUUGGAAAGUGCGGGUCACAGAUGCUUCUGUGGUCUUGUUUUUCCCCAGGAGCGUCCUCAAAGUGUGACUCGAUAAACCUCUACUGAUUGAGACACUUCCCUCAGUCACUCAGUUUUUUGUUAACACUGGUAAGCUUUGGAAGCUGGAAGAUCAUUAGCUCUUUAUUGAAUAUGUAUUAUUCAGUAAGUGUUGGGUAUCUAAGAAGCUCUGAAAAUAUAAGACCUACAUCUAAGAAUUUAUUGAAUUGGGAGACAGGUUAUGUCUAUAUAAGAUAAUAAAAAUAAUAUUUGUUAAGUUGCAGUUGAGUAGCUCAGUUAAUAAGUGGUUUGGAGGAGGAAGUGAUCCCUGUUGUAGGCUGUACUCUAGUAUUCAUGUAGUGUAGUAACUAAUUUGAAGAGGAUACUCAUGUUUGAUGAUAGCUGUCUUUUGAGGAAUACAGAUGCUUCUUGACUUAUGAUGGGGUUACACCACGAUAAACCCAUUUUAACUUGAAAAUAUUGUAAGUCAGAAUGCAUUUAAUAUCCUGAUAAGCACAUCCUAAAGUCAAAAAAUUGUAAGUUCAGCCAUUUGUAAGUCAGGGGUCAUUUGUAUAGGUAAGAAGUUUACUUCUUGAGAGAGCAAGGAAGAAGGAGGUUGCAGAGAGGGUUGGGGAUUUUGAAUGUGUAGAGAAAAUUUGUAACUGAGUUAUCACACUAGUUGUUUUAGGAAUGGCAAGUAGUGAAGUUGAUUGAGCGAAUAACAGUAGAUAGGACAUUAUUAGUAUAGAUUAUGUCCAAGUACUCCAUCUAUGUUUAUGUCAGGUAAGUGAUGCAAUUCUUACUUUACCAGUGAGGAAAUGGGCUUUGAGUAAUGAAGUCAGGUACCCAAGGCUUAAUGGCUUUGAUCCUAGAUCUAUUUGAUUUCCUAAGCUCACUCUCAACUAGGGUAAGCCUUGGUGGGUGGAUAUGACAGAGUAACGGGGCUGACAGGAUCUAGGGUAUUUUGUAAGAACAGAGCUGAAGUGACUGAGUGAUAAAUUAAAACUAGAUUGGAUGAGGAGGGCAGCCAAGUGUUACCAGGGCUAAAGAAGCCAGUGAAAUAGUCAGGUUGGUACUUUUUUUUUCUUUUUUAACUAUUAUCUUACUUUCCUAAACAUUGUUUGGAUUACUAUACUUUCUUUUCUUACCAGUAAGACUUUUUACUGUUGAACUUAUACUUCUAUUUAGGUAGAUCACUAAUGAGUGUUUUGGUUAGGGAAACUUUUCAUUCCUUGUUCAUCCCUACCUGCCUCACCUAAACAUUGUUUACUUCCUAGUUCUGAAGUAGCAUGUUUUUUUCACUUUAUUCAACUUUUCAAAACCACCUCCAUUCUCUCCAAGGACCAUUCUAGAUUAUUUUUUGUUUGACAGAAGCUACUUCAGGGAUGCUAUCAAAAUAUUCUUAGAACUUGUAGAUGUGUAGUUAGUUGUGUUACUAUUUUUAAUGACUAUUUACAUGCAUUAUUAACAUUAAAAAUUUUUCUGUUUUCAUUAGAUUACGAACUAAUAUAAUUGUAUUAUAUUAUACUCCUUGUGUUCCUUAGAACAAAGUUCUAUUCUAAUAUAAUUAGGCUGCAAAUUGGGUGUAAAUAAGUACCCUUAGUUGUCUGUAGAUGUCCUUGAUUCAAAGCAAAAAUGGCACAGAAAUAGUAGAUACUCUUUUUUGGCUCCAUUUUUUAUAUUGACAUCAGUGUAUUUUGGGUUUCUGAAAUGAUUUUUCAAAAUCCUUCUGAUCUCUUAUAGAAGUUUCCUUUUAUCAUCUGAGACCCUAGGAAUAUAGUUUAGACAAAUUUAGAAAUUUGGAGAUUAAGAUUAGUGUCUCUCUGGGAAAGAAUACAAAUACUAAAAAUCGUACAUAAUUAUUUCUCAUGUUUUAAAUUAUGAAUUAUGAAAAUUGAAUCUGAUGCUUUAAAAAGUUUAGAAGGUUUUGGGUUGUGGGUGUCAUCCUUUUUAUAUGACUGUCUCAUACUUGUUUUUAUUUAAUUUAGAUGGAAAAUGGCUAAGGAACAAUCUGAAAUUCAAUUCGGGAAGAAUAUAGAGGUAGUAAUAAUAGGUGAAAGUCUGCAGGGUUUUUUUUAACCAAAGGAAACUGGUUUGAGAAAAUUGUGAAAUCAGCAUUGAAAUUUGUUACCUACUCCAAUCAAGAUUUGCAAACUACAAAAAAAGUUCUGAAGGUUUCACCUGUAAAUAUAUACCAAGAUAAUUUCAGAUAAGGUAGUAGUUUCUAAAUCAAGAACAUAUGAAAUAUGGUGCUUUAAAUUAUAUAAUUAUUGUAACUCGGCAAAAAAGUUACUUAUCUGCCUAUUUAGGAAAUCUGGUUCUAGCUGUAGAUAAAUUGAUUUUAUGGUAUCUUAAUUUUUCUAUUAUUUUGAAUCCUAACAUUUUUUAAGUCAAAAAGAUUAAAAAAUAUAUAUCUAACUUCUCAAACUUCUUUGGUCUCAUACUUCUGUGUUAGCUUCUUCUUUGGAUAUAAAGGACUGUCAGUUUACCAUGUCAGUGAUUCAUCUUUUUGGUACAUUUUACUCCCUUGAGCAGCUGAAACCUAUAAAUACUUAAUAUUUACCCCAGCUUUGUUUUACCUUUCUAUGAGAUUAGAGGAACUGACAGAAAAUACAAAUGUUUCUUUUUUUCAACAUUGAAUUAUGAUUGAAUUAGACUUGUUUACAGGUAAGCCAGAAUAAGUUGUGAAAUCUUAAAAUAUGCUAAUUUAUUUAAAAUUAAUAUAUCUUAAGAUUAAAUGAAGAAAUUAUCUACUAAUUAAAAUAUCUUCUUAUGACUGAAAUUAAUGUACAACUCUUUUGCAUUAUCCAUUGCUUCCAUUCAAGUUUAAACAUUGUUUUUCUUUAGAGAAAGUAUGGGUAAUAAUCUUACAGUAAUCCUUAUUAUGAAGAAAGUUAAUAUCCUGAUUUAUGUUUCACAGAAACUAGCAUUAAAACAAUGCUUUCUUAAACUUUCGUAUCACAGUCACUGAAAUUAUUUGUGUUGGUGUUUGAUCUGUGACUUGGGCUUAUUCUACUGGAUCUUACUUUGUAUAGAGUGGGAGAGUUGGAUUGAGAUUGGUAUGUAUUUUGAGUUCUGAUCAACAAGAUCAUUUGUAUUUUAGCCAAAAUAUAUGGAGAAUGGAUAUAAAUAAAAUAUAACUCAAUUUCAACACUUAUUAAUUGAUCAUCUGUAAUUUGUAAGAUACUAGGUUCUAUGGAUGCGGCAGUGAAAAAAAAAAUUCUUGCCUGCAUAGAACUUACAUUCUUGUGGGGGUUGGGACCCAGAAAAUAAAUAGGAUAAAUAAGUAGAAUAUAUAGUAUAUUAAAUGUGACAGAUGCUUUCAAGAAAAAUAAAGCAAUGAAAGGGGUUCAGGAAAUACUGGGUUGUUGAGAGUAGGGGGAUGGCAAGAUUAAAAUGUUAAAAUAGCAUGUAGGGGGAGGGUUUCAUUGAGGAAAUGACAUUUGAGUACAAAUCUGAAGAGGUUAAGGAAUAAACUGUGUAUAUGCUAGAGGGAAGACUGUUCCAGAUAGAAGGAGUCUUUUCUCUUUCCAGGUUCCCUUUCCAGAUGACUAAGUUUGUUGGAACCUUUACUGGUGGGUAGGUAUUACUGUAAAUUCACUCAGGCUUUCUGCCUUGACAGAAUGUCCAGCAAGGAAGUGAAGACUGCUCUAAAAAGUGCUAGAGAUGCAAUCAGAAACAAAGAAUACAAAGAAGCUUUGAAACACUGUAAGACAGUGUUAAAACAAGAGAAAAAUAACUAUAAUGCCUGGGUUUUUAUUGGUGUUGCUGCAGCUGAACUAGAACAACCUGAUCAGGCCCAGAGUGCCUAUAAGAAAGCUGCUGAAUUAGAGCCAGACCAAUUAUUAGCUUGGCAGGGGUUAGCAAACUUGUAUGAGAAAUAUAAUCACAUAAAUGCUAAGGAUGACUUACCUGGUGUUUACCAAAAGCUCCUGGAUCUUUAUGAAAGUGUUGACAAACAGAAGUGGUGUGAUGUCUGCAAGAAACUUGUGGAUCUAUAUUACCAAGAAAAGAAACACCUAGAGGUGGCUCGAACAUGGCACAAGUUGAUAAAAACACGGCAGGAAGAAGGUGCAGACAACCAAGAGCUUCAUCAACUAUGGAGAAAAUUGACUCAGUUCCUGGCUGAAAGUACGGAGGACCAGAAUAAUGAAACUCAGCAAAUGCUUUUAACUGCUUUUGAGAAUGCACUGGGAUUAUCAGAUAAGAUUCCUAGUGAAGAUCACCAAGUGCUUUAUAGGCAUUUCAUUCAGAGUUUAUCCAAAUUGCCUCAUGAGACUGCUAGAUUGAAGAAGGCCUGUGAAGGAAUGAUAAACAUCUAUCCUACUGUACAGUAUCCCUUAGAAGUGCUUUGCUUGCAUUUAAUUGAAUCAGGAAAUCUUACUGAUGAGGGACAGCAGUAUUGUUGUAGAUUAGUGGAAAUGGAUUCAAAAAGUGGUCCAGGCCUCAUUGGCUUAGGCAUUAAAGCAUUGCAAAACAAAAAGUAUGAAGAUGCUGUUAGGAACCUAACAGAAGGGUUAAAGGAAAGCCCUGUCUGCACAAGUGGAUGGUAUCAUCUGGCAGAAGCCCAAGUCAAAAUGCAUAGACCUAAAGAAGCUAUUCUUUCAUGCAGUCAAGCUCUGAAGAUCAUAGAUAAUCUUGGUGCGUCUGGUGACCGUCUUUAUCAGAGGAAUCUUUGUCUUCGUUUGAAAGCAGAGGCUUUGAUUAAACUCUCAGAUUAUGACUCUUCAGAGGAAGCAAUUCGUACUCUUGAUCAGAUUUCUGAUGCAGAUAAUAUCCCAGGACUUUUGGUUCUCAAAAGCUUGGCCUAUCGGAACAAAGGUUCAUUAGAUGAAGCUACAAAGAUUAUGGAAGACCUUCUCUCUUCUUACCCUGACCUAGCUGAAGUUCAUGCCCUUGAGGCUUUGAUUCAUUUCACCAAAAAGGACUAUCUACAAGCAGAAAAAUGUUUUCAGACAGCUCUUGAGAAAGAUACUGAAGUUGCAGAAUAUCAUUACCAACUUGGAUUAACAUACUGGUUCAUGGGUGAAGAGACAAGAAAAGAUAAAACAAAGGCUCUUACCCACUUUCUGAAGGCUGCAAGACUGGAUACAUAUAUGGGCAAAGUUUUCUGCUAUUUAGGUCAUUAUUAUAGAGAUGUGGUGGGAGAUAAAAACAGAGCUCGUGGAUGUUAUAGGAAAGCCUUUGAAUUAGAUGACACUGAUGCUGAAUCUGGAGUUGCAGCGGUUGACUUAAGUGUGGAGCUUGAAGAUAUGGAAACUGCUUUAGCUAUCCUAACAACAGUAACUCAAAAGGCAAGUGCUGGAACGGCAAAAUGGGCCUGGCUUAGGCGAGGACUAUACUAUUUGAAAGCUGGUCAGCAUUCUCAAGCAGUGGCUGAUUUACAGGCAGCAUUAAGAGCAGACCCAAAGGACUUUAAUUGUUGGGAAUCAUUAGGAGAGGCAUACUUAAGCAGAGGAGGCUACACAACAGCUUUGAAGUCCUUCACAAAAGCCAGUGAGCUGAACCCAGAAUCCACAUACAGUGUGUUUAAGGUUGCAGCAAUACAGCAGAUCCUAGGCAAAUAUAAGGAGGCUGUAGCUCAAUACCAGAUGAUCAUUAAAAAGACAGAAGAUUAUGUGCCUGCUUUAAAAGGUUUGGGUGAAUGCCAUCUUAUGAUGGCAAAAGAAGCUCUAGUUGAUUAUCUUGAUGGAAAAGCUGUAGACUACAUAGAAAAAGCACUGGAAUAUUUUACUUGUGCUCUACAGCAUCGAGCUGAUGUGUCCUGCCUCUGGAAGCUAGCUGGGGAUGCUUGUACCUGUCUGUACGCUGUCUCAUCAUCUAAAGUGAAUGUUCAUGUUUUAGGAAUCCUUCUAGGUCAGAAAGAAGGAAAACAAGUAUUAAAGAAAAAUGAACUCCUCCACCUUGGAGGAAGGUGUUACGGUCGUGCAUUAAAACUGAUGUCUACGUCUCAUACAUGGUGUGAUCUUGGAAUUAAUUAUUAUCACCAAGCAAAACAUCUAGCAGAAACAGGCAGCAACAUGAAUGAUCUUAAGGAGUUGCUGGAGAAAUCUUUACAUUGUCUGAAAAAAGCAGUGAGACUCGACAGUAAUAAUCACUUAUACUGGAAUGCUCUUGGUGUGGUUGCAUGUUACAGUGGUAUUGGAAAUUAUGCCCUUGCUCAGCACUGUUUCAUCAAAUCAAUCCAGUCAGAACAAAUUAAUGCUGUUGCAUGGACCAACUUGGGAGUGUUAUACCUCACAAAUGAAAAUAUUGAGCAAGCUCAUGAAGCUUUCAAAAUGGCCCAGUCCCUUGAUCCAUCUUAUUUAAUGUGCUGGAUUGGACAAGCUCUUAUUGCUGAGGCAGUUGGAAGUUACGACACUAUGGAUCUCUUCAGGCACACUACAGAACUAAAUAUGCAUACUGAAGGAGCUUUAGGUUAUGCAUAUUGGGUCUGCACAACAUUACAAGAUAAAAGCAACAGAGAAACAGAGCUGUACCAGUACAACAUCCUCCAGAUGAAUGCUAUUCCAGCAGCACAAGUUGUUUUGAAUAAAUACGUAGAAAGAAUUCAGAAUUAUGCUCCAGCUUUCACAAUGUUGGGUUACUUAAACGAACAUCUGCAACUCAAAAAGGAAGCAGCAAAUGCAUACCAAAGGGCAAUUUUGUUGUUACAGAGUGCAGAAGACCAAGAUACUUAUAAUGUUGCGAUAAGAAAUUACGGCAGAUUGUUAUGUUCCAUUGGCGAAUAUGAUAAAGCUAUCCAGGCUUUUAAGUCAACACCCCUUGAAGAGUUAGAAGACAUCAUAGGUUUUGCUUUGGCUUUAUUCAUGAAGGGGCUUUAUAAAGAGAGCAGCAAAGCCUAUGAGAGAGCCUUGUCUAUUGUUGAAUCAGAGCAAGACAAAGCGCAUAUCUUGACAGCUCUGGCAAUAACUGAAUAUAAACAAGGAAAAAUGGAUGUAGCCAAGACAUUGCUAUUUAAAUGCUCUAUCUUAAAGGAACCAACCACAGAAAGCCUUCAAGCCCUGUGUGCUCUAGGGUUGGCAAUGCAGGAUGCUACACUGUCAAAAGCAGCACUUAAUGAGUUACUGAAGCACACCAAACACAAAGACAGUAAUUAUCAGAGGUGCCUUCUUACAUCAGCGAUUUAUGCACUCCAAGGUCGCAGUGUGGCAGUGCAAAAACAAGUAUCUAAAGCUGUUCACAGCAACCCUGGUGACCCUGCUCUUUGGUCUCUGUUGUCUCGAGUUGUUGCACAGUAUGCUCAACGAAAUGCAAAGGGAGGUGUGGUAGCAGGAAAUGUGGCUCAUAUCCUGGACUCAAAUCACGGAAAGAAGGCGUUACUGUACACUGCAGUAAAUCAGUUGGCUAUGGGAAGCAGUUCAGGAGAAGAUGAAAAAAAUAUUGCACUAAAGACCAUUCAGAAGGCAGCUCUCCUUUCUCCAGGUGAUCCUGCUGUCUGGGCUGGGCUAAUGGCAGCCUGUCAUGCUGAUGAUAAACUGGCCUUAGUGAACAAGACUCAGCCAAAGAGGAUAGAUUUAUACUUGGCACUGUUAUCUGCUAUUUCUGCUUCAAUUAAAGACAAAAAAUUCUUUGAAAAUUACAACCAGUCUCUUGAAAAGUGGUCUCUGUCACAAGCUGUCACUGGUCUAAUAGACACAGGAAGAAUAUCUGAAGCUGAAACUCUCUGCACAAAGAAUUUAAAAAGUAACCCUGAUCAGCCAGCCGUUAUCUUACUUUUGAGACAAGUUCAGUGUAAACCACUCCUGGAGUCACAAAAGCCACUCCCAGAUGCUGUACUUGAAGAAUUACAAAAAACAGUCAUGUCCAACUCAACCUCUGUUCCAGCUUGGCAGUGGCUGGCACAUGUGUAUCAGUCCCAAGGAAUGAUGAGAGCUGCAGAGAUGUGUUACAGAAAGAGUCUACAAGUGGCAUCUCAACAGGGCAGUUGGAGUGGGAAGCUCUCAAGUCUGUUGAGACUAGCACUGCUUGCAUUAAAAGUCUGUAUGGCUAACAUUUCCAAUGAUCACUGGCCAUCUUUGGUUCAAGAGGCUACAACUGAGGCCUUAAAACUUUGCUUUUGUCCACUGGCUGUUCUUUUACAAGCUUUAUUACAAUUCAAACGUAAAAUGGGGGCAAGAGAGACACGGCGUCUUUUGGAAAGAGUGGUAUAUCAGCCUGGGUAUCCCAAAUCUAUUGCAUCAACUGCACGUUGGUACCUGCUGAGACACUUAUAUGCCAAAGAUGACUAUGAGCUUAUUGACGUGCUGGUAAAUAAUGCCAAAACUCAUGGAGAUACAAGAGCAUUGGAACUGAAUCAGAGAUUGUCCUCACAAUAACAUUGGAUUAUUUUAGUAAGGAAGCAAAGAAAAAGCUGUAAGAAUGAAGCAAUGAAUCAAGACUUCUUCCCAAAGCAACGUUUUUUAAACUAUAUUUAUUCCUUUUCUAAAGGAAUCUAAAGAAGUUGAAGUUUUUAAGUUAGGAAUGCAAUUUUCCGUUAACUCCAAACCUGAUUUUAAUCUGAAAAAAAAAAAAAAAAAAAAAAAUUUGGGAAAACCAGAAUGAAAGGAAAACCAUUAUUGCCUUGGUUGCUUAACAUUAUUUGUAAACCAUUAUUUUCUGCAUCUUGCAUGGUGCACAAUAGAAUAUCUUUUACUGUAAUCCCUUACAAUAAAGCCUUAAUAGCCAUUUUCUAUGUAAUAUGCAAAAGUAGAUUAGCACAAUGCACAAUUUUCUUUUGUUAAAAAUCAAAUUCAAAGAUUUAAUUCCUCCUAUGAAUUCUAAAGUUCGGCAAACCAACUCAUCAUAAAAUCCAGAUAAUCUUGUAACCUAUUUAUCUAGUGAUUCAUCUCAAAUUCUGUUGAAAAAGCAUAAUAUAAAUGUUGAUGAGUCUAGACUCUAAUGGAUAUGUUUAUAUAAUUCCAAACACUGAAGUGUGUGAAUGCAUUUAAAAACAUUAAUGGAAAAUAAUGCUGAUAAUUAAUUGAUCAUGCAAUUCCUUCAAUUAUGAUGGAAAGACUUGAACUUUCUGAAAUAAAACAAAAAUACAG